Messenger RNA from Tuber melanosporum (Perigord truffle), 1524 nucleotides. RefSeq lists its product as uncharacterized. The transcript is spliced from 4 exons. The coding region runs from base 1 to 1524 and encodes 507 amino acids. The record is from RefSeq and is a predicted model, not a curated record. Lineage: Eukaryota; Fungi; Ascomycota; Pezizomycetes; Pezizales; Tuberaceae.
AUGCCUGACACCUCUCCCGACAGUUUCGACGCACCCACAAUCACAACGGAAGCCCAAUCCUCUCUCCUGCGUAUUUCCCGCCGGCAUUCGCUCCCUGCAUCCACAACUUUUUCAAAUAUCUUCUCCCUCUGGGGCAACGAUAAUGAUCCUGCUGCUCCGCCCGGCCGCGAUCACCACAACCAUCAGAACAACGUCAAUCAGCGGCAACAGCAGCCCAGUUCCAACAGGGCUCCACGCAUAGUAAAUGGAAAUGGAAGCGGGGUGGGAGGAAAUAGACACAGGUAUGGACAUCGUCAUACCAGAAGCGCGGUGGUCGACCAGCCCGUCAUUGUCAAAAGCUAUAACCCUGGGCCAGCUUCUUCUAGCAUCGCGUCCCCGAUCCACGAGGAGGAUGAUCCGGAGAAGCUCGUGCUUCCAUCCAUAGACUCCUUUUCCUUUGACGGCAUUCUUAAAUCAAUAGAGCCCGAAGUUACGGGCGCACUUAGUGCCGUUUCCCGGCUCUGCUCUGAGUAUCAGUCAUCCUUACAAACCGAGGUCGACGGGCUCGUCGAAGCCCAGUCGCAUAUCGACGCGCGAAUGAAGGAGGCCGAUAAGCUAACUGCGCAGGCAUUAAAGACUACUAAAAUUCGCACCGAGCGUUUAGAUUCAGAAUCAUCUGGUUUGAAAGGAGGAAGUGCUGUGGACGCAUUAGCAGAAGCCGCUGAAGCCACCCAUACUACAUUAACAUCUAUCGUUACUACUUUACUAGCUAUCGACGAAAUGCUUCCGGCACAAGAGCGCUUGUCGCCAUUAACCUCGGCGCACAAGAAACACUACCCAAAGCUGCACGGACUUCUUGCGGAAAAGGCUCAUGAACUCAACGUUCUUUUUAGGUCUGGCAAAUCAGCUGAGACGACCCCCGUGCCCAGACAUUCCCGGUCUGAAGUUGGCGAAGCUUCAUCGUCCAGAGAACACGAAAAUUCGGUAUGGAUGCGAAGGCGAAUGUCCUCAACGCCAACUUCUGAGAUUAUGCUCAACGUUACUGCACCAGCAUUAGCCCACUCAAAUGCCUUUUCGCACCCCCGAGGUGUGGCUUCACCUCAUCUCCAACUUCGUACUGUUCUUCCUUCACCAUCUUCGCCUGCCCCCGACCCGGGAUCUGCGUCUACGGGCUCUUAUUACCCAAUACCCCCCAAAACCGCAACUUCCAUCUCACUCACAAGCCCCACCGGUAACAGUAUUGCGCCUGUUUCACCUCAGCCCAACAGGAGACAUUCGGGAUUAUGGGGACGGCGUGCUAGCUCCUCAGCAUUGGCCUACUUCCCGGAAGGGACUUCAACAAGAACAAAUACCCCAACCGCUGAAAGCAGGGGAUGGAGACAUUCGGGGAGUUGGGGUGGGCUUUUUGGCGGGGGAGGGAAGCGGAGUUCUUUGUUGUCAGCAGAUAACGGUAGCGAGCCUGAUGGCGCACAAGAAAGGCUCAGAAGAGUGCUAGAAGCUGGGACCGAUAGCCGAAGAGGAAAAGGCAAAGCUGUUGUGCUUUAA